This is a messenger RNA of Seriola aureovittata, 7897 nucleotides long. It is a transcript of the gene synj1, whose product is annotated as synaptojanin 1. NCBI's taxonomy places the organism in Eukaryota, Metazoa, Chordata, Actinopteri, Carangiformes, Carangidae. The record is from RefSeq and is a predicted model, not a curated record. The transcript is spliced from 32 exons. Gene Ontology annotation, molecular function: nucleic acid binding; phosphatidylinositol-4,5-bisphosphate 5-phosphatase activity. The coding region runs from base 188 to 5260 and encodes 1690 amino acids. Gene Ontology annotation, biological process: synaptic vesicle endocytosis; phosphatidylinositol dephosphorylation.
UUCAGGUGCCCUUGUAUAAAAGUGAACACCACUAUUUUACCAGAAAUUACGGUAACGUCAGGUAGGUGCGUUGCGUCGGAAUGUACCAUUUCGCUAACACACCGGGAAGGAUUUUGUUGUGACAGCGGAGUCACAACCCGGUGGGGGGAAACGGUCAUAACAUAGGUUUUUUCAUCUUGGAUCAACAAUGGCCUUCAGCAAAGGAUAUCGCAUUUACCACAAGCUGGACCCACCCCCCUACAGUGUCAUAGUGGAAACUAGGACCAGGGAAGAAUGCCUCAUGUUUGAAUCGGGGGCUGUUGCUGUUCUGUCGGCAGCAGAGAAAGAGGCCAUAAAAAACACGUACAGCAAGAUUGUUGAUGCCUAUGGAAUCCUGGGUGUCCUCCGCCUAAACCUGGGUGACUCCAUGCUCCACAGUCUGGUGGUUGUGACAGGAUGCAGCUCUGUGGGAAAGGUGCAGGAUUCUGAGGUUUUCAGGGUCACACAGACAGACUUUAUAUCACUGAAGAAUGAUCCAGGAGAUGAGGACCGGAUCGCUGAGGUGCGAAAGGUCCUAAACUCGGGACACUUUUACUUUGCCUGGUCUGCAACCGGAGUCAGCAUGGACUUGAGUCUCAAUGCACGUCGCAGGAUUCUUGAAGACACUACAGAUAACCGCUUCUUUUGGAACCAAUCUCUGCACCUGCACCUGAAACAUUAUGGAGUAAACUGUGAUGACUGGCUGUUGAGGCUGAUGUGUGGUGGCGUGGAGAUCAGGACGAUCUACGCAGGUCACAAACAGGCCAAGGCCUGCAUCUUCUCUCGCCUCAGCUCAGAGCGAGCGGGCACACGAUUCAAUGUCCGAGGAACGAAUGAUGAUGGACAAGUGGCAAACUUUGUGGAGACUGAGCAGGUUAUUUUCCUGGAUGACAGAGUCUCAUCCUUCAUACAGAUCCGUGGGUCCAUUCCUCUUUUCUGGGAACAGCCAGGAAUCCAGGUUGGCUCUCAUCGUGUCAAACUCUCAAGGGGAUUUGAGGCAAACGCGCCAGCAUUCGAAAGACACUUCACUGCACUGCGGAGGUUGUAUGGUAAACAGGUGAUCAUCAACCUGCUUGGGAGUAAGGAAGGAGAACACAUGCUCAGCAAAGCAUUUCAGAGUCAUCUGAAGGCAUCAGAGCACGCAACAGCAGUGAAAAUGGUGAACUUUGACUACCACCAAAAUGUGAAGGGAGGCAAGGCAGACAAACUUAACAGCAUCCUCAAACCCCAGCUCAAUAAAUUCACAGAUGAGUGUGGGUUCUUCUACUACUCGGGAGAGACGGGCAUCGCAAGGACUCAGGGUGGGACCAUCAGGACCAACUGCCUGGACUGUCUGGACAGAACCAACAGUGUACAGGCCUUUUUUGCCCUUGAGAUGCUGCCAAAACAACUAGAGCAAAUGAGUCUGACAGAGAAACCCCAGCUGGUAGCAAGGUUCCAAGAGGUUUUUAGGACCAUGUGGUCUGCCAACGGAGACUCCGUCAGUAAGAUCUACGCAGGCACUGGUGCCCUGGAUGGCAAGGCCAAGGCGGGGAAGCUAAAAGACGGAGCUCGAUCAGUGACGAGGACGAUCCAGAACAACUUCUUUGACAGUUCUAAGCAGGAGGCUAUCGACAUCCUGAGGCUGGGCUCCACACUCAACAGUGAUUUGGCGGACAAAGCUCGGGCCUUGCUCACUACUUCAAGUCUUUAUGUCACUGAGCCCGUCUUACAAUCAGCCUCCCCAAGAGUAUUGCUGGGAAUGUGUCAGAACUACCAUAAAUACACGAGGCCCAAGCAGAUCCGGGUGUGUGUUGGCACCUGGAAUGUCAACGGGGGUAAACAGUUUCGCAGCAUUGCUUUCCGCAACCAGACACUCAACGACUGGCUGUUGGAUGCUCCAAAGAAGGCAGGACAUCCUGAGUUCCAGGACACCAAAGCCAACCCUAUAGAUAUCUUUGCCAUCGGUUUUGAGGAAAUGGUUGAAUUGAAUGCUGGCAACAUCGUCAGUGCCAGCACCACUAACCAGAAACUGUGGGCAGCUGAGCUCCAAAAAAACAUCUCCCGGGACCACAAGUAUGUACUGCUUGCUUCAGAGCAGCUGGUGGGAGUUUGUCUGUUUGUUUUCAUCCGCCCACAGCAUGCACCUUUCAUCAGGGAUGUAGCUGUAGAUACUGUAAAAACCGGAAUGGGUGGGGCCACAGGCAAUAAAGGUGGUGUGGCCAUCCGCCUGCUGUUCCACACCACCAGCAUCUGCUUCGUCUGCUCCCACUUCGCUGCUGGCCAAUCACAAGUCAAGGAGAGGAAUGAUGACUACAGUGAGAUCACACGCAGACUCAGCUUCCCCAUGGGUCGUCUGCUAUACUCACACGAUUAUGUGUUCUGGUGUGGAGACUUUAACUAUCGUAUCAGCCUGCCCAAUGAGGAAGUAAAAGAACUCAUCAAGCAGCAGAGCUGGGAUGCCUUGACAGCUGGGGACCAACUGUUGGACCAGAAGAAUGCUGGUUUGGUCUUCCGAGGUUUCAUUGAGGGAAAGUUAGAUUUUGCUCCCACCUACAAGUAUGACCUCUUCUCAGAAGAUUAUGACACCAGUGAGAAAUGCCGCACACCAGCCUGGACUGACCGCAUACUCUGGAAGAGAAGGAAGUGGAACUUCGACAAAACAGCUGAGGAGAUGAAUGUAGUAGGUGCAGCUUCUACAUCUGUGGAGAGUGAGGAUGAUCCAGACUACCCUUGGAGCCCCGGCACUUUGAAGUACUAUGGCAGGGCUGAGCUUAAGACCUCAGACCACAGGCCUGUGGUGGCAAUAAUGGAUGUGGACAUUCUGGAGGUCGACCCAGAAGCUCGGCAUCAGGUCUACAAAGACGUCAUCGCCCUGCAGGGGCCUCCUGAUGGCACCAUCUUGGUGUCACUCUGCACCUCUGGCCCUGAUGACUACUUUGAUGAUGCACUCAUAGAUGAACUGCUGGACAAAUUUGCUAAUUUUGGAGAGGUCAUCCUCAUCAGGUUUGUUGAGGAGAAAAUGUGGGUAACCUUCCUAGAAGGUUACUCUGCUCUUGCUGCUCUGUCUCUCAGUGCUUCUACUGUCCUUGGCAAGGUGAUUGAUAUCCGCCUGAAGAGUCCAGGCUGGAUCAAGAGUCUUGAGGAGGAGAUGAGUGUGGAGAGGAUCUGUGGAAGCAUCCCCACCUCAGCCAGCUCCACUCUGCUUGCUGAGGACACAGACAUGGGUGACGACGAUUAUGAUAUGGAAGGUGAUGUGGACGACGAGGUGGAGGAGAUCCUUCCCCAGCACCUACAGCCUGGAGCAGGUACUGGCCCUGGAUCCUCUCCUCUGCCCUCCCCCCGCAGUAGCCCCUGUCCCUCCCCCACCCACGGAGAACCUUCAGCCCCCAGCAGGCCUAGUCGUGGAUCACAUCCUUCCCGACCAUCACAAGGGCCUCCUGUUGAUUUCCAGCCUGGUGCCCCUACAUCGCAAAGUGUGGAACCCAAACGCCCGCCUCCCCCUCGUCCCAAUGCCCCCCCAGCCAGACCAGCACCCCCUCAACGUCCACCACCACCAUCAGGAGGCAUGAGCCCUCUGCCUGUUAGAAAGGACUCUGCAGACUGUGGCGAAUGUCCCAGCCCACUGCUUGGUAGGAGAGGCAGUGAAGGACCAAAAAGCCCUGCUCUUCCCCGGUCAGAUGCUGCCGCAGGUCGAGGCCAGGCAGCAGCGGGAGCUCCUGGACCUGGAGGUGCUCCUAGACCGAAUGUCCCUCCUCGAGCCGGGGUGAUCAGUAUGCCCCCACAGUCUCGCCCACUGCCUCCUUCUCACCCUGGAGCACCCAGACCUAUCCCAGAAGUGCAUCCCGGGGCCCCGCGUCCCAUCCCAGACACCCAUCCUGGAGCCCCACGACCCAGUGCCCCGACUAAACCCACUGACCUGCCUCUAGGACCACCUCCUAUGGGGCCCCCUGCAGUGAGACCCCAGGCUCCAUCAUCGAUGCAGCCGCCCAUGCAGCCCCAACAUGCUGCUCCCUCAGUUCAGUCCCAACUCCCACCACCAAUGCAGCCCACGCUUCCAGCUCCUCUCCUGCCACAGCAAGCCCCUGCUCCUAAAGCAGGGCCUCCUCCUGGUGCUGCUGCUGCAGCUGCCCCCCCUGCUGGGCCUCAACAGGGUUUAGCCUCUCCUAAACCCCCGCCACGUUCCCGCUCCUCUCACGCUCUGCCGCCCGAUGCUGCCAAGUCUGAGACAGUUCCAGCUGCACAGACAAAUGGACUGAAUGGAAUCCAAAGAGAAGCACAAUGGCAGCCUGACCCCUUCAACACACUUGCACCUGAUAUCCUCUCCUCUUCCUCCACCUGGCACACCACCCAGUCCCUGACCAGAGGCUCCUCUCUGCGUGCCCCCCCCUCCGUUCCUCCAUCUAUGUUUUCCUCCAGCACUCUCCCUCCAUCCUUCUCCCUCCAGUCCUCCGUUCUGUCAGACCUGCAAGCACUUGGUUCAUCCUCCUCUUCCUCACUCUCCACCCCGUCACCGUUCGCCUCCUCCCUGCUCCCGCCUCCUCCAGUCCCGUCUCGUAGUCGCUCGCAGGAGACACUGCGUGCCUCCCCUGGCCUGUUCCCAACCGACCCGCUCCCUGCCCGACCCAGCAGCACCAACCCCUUCACCGGCCCACUCGCGCAGCAGCAUCAGCAGCGCCGCUCGCUCACCCCGGACUUGAGCACCCAGCGUCCCGGCCCGACGGCAAACCUUCAGAGGACAAUGUCUGCUCUUACUCAGCCACUCAUCCCCACCCCUGCUCCAACAGCGGUCCCUGCAGCUGCACCCGCCACCCAGCUCCAAAGGACCACGUCCCUGUUUGGACCAUCAUCUACUCUCAAUCCUACACUUGCUCCUCUGCUCCCCUUCGCCUCUGACCCGUCCCCUGCUCCUGCCUUGCCUUUGGCUCCUCCCUCCUCCAUUCCACCUACCCUUGUACCUCGCAGUCAGCCACCUCCCCCAGGAGGGAGACCAACCCAGCAGUGGGUCACUUUUGAUGAUGAUUUGGAUUUUCCACCUACGUCCAAAACACCACAGAACCCCAACAGUUCCCUAAUGCCCCAAACUCAGACUCAGCCUUCCCGCUCUGUGUUUGACUCAGAGCCCAACUGGUUAUCCACAACCCCUUCAGUAUUCCCCACCCUCCCUCCUCCCAUUCCAACCAGAACUGCAACCGGUAACCCCAAACUACCAGAGGGACCCAGUGACAGCUGCUUCUUCCCCAGGGAGUCAACAGAAAGAUAGGACCACCAUUAAUAUGUAAAGGGCAUAUCCAGAUAUGUAUAGAUCUAUGACAAAUGUGUAUAUGUGUUUGUGUAUGUACAAAAGAGACAGUAUUUAAGAAGUAUAGACCAAUCCCCUUCUGAAUCACAGGAAAGGAUUUAUAUCUGGAGCAGUAACAUGAGAAGUGUAUGAGCCUAAGUGUGUGUUCUAACUUUACCACAGAGAUAUUUGCUUGUUUCCUGAUAUUAACAUUUAUUUUAAUAUAAAUUGUUCUGAUGUUUAUUUUUAUUUAUGGCGGCAAACGUGCCUGUGUCUACAGUAUAUACAGUUAUACAAAGUAUAUCUAUACCUACGAAUCAUGUGUGUGUAAGCACCUGUGCAAUUUCAAGACACGUCUGUGUGGCCGUGCAGCACACUGCAUGCGCCUGCGAGGUUUCACCUUCAUCGGUGUUACCUUUGCAUUUGCUAACACACUGUGGUUCAUAUCCCUCAUUUUGACUGAUCUGUACAUUAGAGCGGGAUCCUCUGAGUAGUUGGUAAUCUUCUAUUUUCUCGGGUUCGUCACGUGGUAGAAGGCUAUGCACUGCAGGUUUUACAUUUGCCCCCCAAAUUUGCUGCUGUAAACAGCAAUUAGAGAGUGCUUUGACUUGCAAAGAGUUUAUUGUAAGUUUUUUUUUCUUGUUAGUUUUAGUUUGAGGGGUGCAAAGUCAAAAGUCAUAUUGUGUGCUUGUUUUUACCAUGAAUGUACUUUAUUUUGCACUGGGUUUUGUCAUUGCCUCCUUGCUGACAACACAGUGUGAACAACAGCAGCAUGAGUCAGUGUCAUAGUCAGUCAAACCGUUCACUGCCGCAGGACUGACACUCUGUAAUAUCAUCUCAUCCACUGAAUAGUAAGACAUUUUGUUCUCUAUCCACUCUGUCGUCAUUCUCUCGUCUAUGGGCCGUUAAUGCUUAGCUGAAUAUAUUUUGUAGCUCUAUAUCAAAACCUAUACAUAGUGAUUAUGUAUAAAUGUAUGUUUUCAAUAUUGAAAACUUCUGGCUUUAUGUGUGUGUUUGUGAUAACCGUAACAGUGGUUUGCACAAUGUAACUGAUAUGCACUGAAAAUGCUGUGUGUGCUCUCUUGGUUAUAUUCUUGUUGAUGGCAGAGUGACAAAAACGAGAGCCUGCGGACUGAACAGAUGAGAAGGCGUUUUGACCUUUCCACCUCCGUAGUGUUUUGAUCCUUCUUGAUUUAUCCAAAGCUUCAAACCAUACUAUUGUAAAUUCAUGAGAAUGUGUGUGUGUGUGUAUAUAUGCUUCUGUUACUCUUAAGUACGAAGAUGUGGUUUGAGUCUCUUAUGCAUGGCAUCAAACAUAUGCCAUGCAUAAUAAUAAGAGGGCACAUUUUUUUUCUUACUUCCACUUUUGUUUAUUGCAAAAGUCAUGCUUUUAAUUCCUAAGAACAUUUACUCUAAAUAAUCUGUUGUCGAUACUGUGGUGAGAAGUAAUGUGUCGUAUUUGAGGUGCGUGUCGCCCGUUGUUGUGUUUGACAGUGUUUGUGUUUGGAUGUGAGUGUGUGUGCAGAGUUAACAGUGGGAUAGCAGAGCUUUUCCCCUUGGAGUACAUACAGUGUGUUUGCUCUCAGGUUCUGAACUAACAGCCACUGUAUUCGCUCACUCGUGGCGGUUACUGUAUUUCUGCACUUCAACCAUGGCCACUGUAUGCGAAAAUGUAAACUAUACAACACAAAGGACCCCCCACACACACACACACACACACACACACACACACACACACACACACACACACACACACACACACACACACACACACACUAUAAGCUCGGACCCAAAUACAUCACCAGAUGACAUUUCCAGUUGGUGGUUUGUUGUGUCCUUCUCACACAUUCCAGACAGUAGUGUGAUUUGAGUAUUGGGUGUCAAACUCCUCUGUGUUUGCAGAUCCUCCAGUCGAGAGUAAUUGUUACUGAGCAUGGCUGAUUUCUGAACCAUUCUUAAGGUGUGUGCGUGUGUGUCAGGUCAGGUGAUGUGUCAGUAUUUCUUUCUUCCUGUACUACCUACUUCACUCUUUCACCGCUGUUGAGUUUCACAGGUCAGCAUCAGUGUCGACAGUGAUGACGAGCAAUAGUCUUGCAAAAGGAUCAGUGAGAGUACAAUCCUCCCUAACAAGGACACAUGCCAGCUGUUGUAGACUAAUCAGAUGUCGUCCCCCCCAACCUUCACAAGUUAUGUAACAGGCUGAAAUGUCUUAAAAAGCAUCUUUGAUGGUUCAUGGAGGAUAAAACAUGUGAACCAAGAAAGUACCAGCUAAAUUACGCUUCCGCGCUCUGUUUAAACAUAUGAAUAUGAGUAGAAACUGUAUCUGCAUUAACAGUAGGUGACUAGCCAGCGCUUUGUGUCUUGUCAUGUUCAAGAUGAGAUUUUAUAGGAAACAAAUUGCUCCUUUUGUGAGGUCGGUGUCCCUUUUUAUGGCUAUAACCCAUAGUAAAUAAGAGUCUGUGUUGUUGAACAUAUUCUGUACGUAUUAAAGAGAAAACAUGAAGCUGCGAUUCAUGUUAAUAUCCAACGUUCCAUAUUUUAAGUGCACAGCUGAUUGUACAUUUAUGUAUGAAGCAGUUUAUGUUGUAUGUAUGCAAAAAUAAAUGUAUGUUGACCUGA